Spinacia oleracea (spinach) is the source of this 975-nucleotide messenger RNA. RefSeq lists its product as uncharacterized. Bases 1 to 975 code for a protein of 324 amino acids. The transcript is spliced from 2 exons. The record is from RefSeq and is a predicted model, not a curated record. NCBI's taxonomy places the organism in Eukaryota, Viridiplantae, Streptophyta, Magnoliopsida, Caryophyllales, Amaranthaceae.
AUGAAGGCUUUGUUGACUGCUCUAGACUUAUGGGAAAUAGUUGAACGAGGAUAUAUUAUUCCUGAAUCAUUAACUGGACAACAAUUAACUACUGAACAACAAAGUUUAGUAAAAGAGAAAACCACGAAUAAUGCAAAAGCAACUGCAUAUCUUCAUUCUUCUAUUGGAGAGACGAUUUUUCCACGAAUCAUAAACACUACUUCGGCAAAGGAGUUGUGGGAUACUCUCCAAGAAGAUUUUCAUGGCUCGAAAAAGGAAGAAAAGGAAAAUUUUCACCUUGUGAAAUAUGCAAUAAAACAAACCACCUGGAGAAAAAUUGCUGGAAUAAAGAUAAAAUACCAUAUAAUAUUCGCAAAAGGUUUAGCCAUGAACAAAGAUUGUUGGUAUAAAGACCAGCAGGCCAAAGCAAAUGUUUCUGAAAGUGGAAUGUUUGAAGAUCAACUAUUUGUUGCAUGUCAAUCCUCAAUAGGAACCAACAAAGACGUGUGGCUAAUUGAUAGUGGUUGCACAAAUCACAUGGCAAACAAUGAAUGCAUGUUCAUUGACAUUGAUACUUCCAUGUACACUCCAGUUAGAAUGAGGGAUGGCUCCAUUACAGAGGCAAAAGGCAAAGGAACAAUAGCGGUACAAACAAAGAAGGGAGCACGUUAUAUUAAAAAUGUCUUGUUUGUUCCUAAUCUUGCUUCAAAUUUGUUGAGUGUUCCCAAGAUGAUGCAAAAUGGAUAUUCCAUUAAUUUUGAGGGGAAUUCAUGCAACAUCUAUGAUCAACAAGGGAAAGAGAUUGCCCAAGUUCAAAUACAAAAUAAGAGUUUUCCUCUUUUAUGGAAAAACCCAAAAGAAGAAGUAAAUAGAAUGGAGCAUGAUGACUCUAGGUUAUGGCACAAAAGGCUAGGCCACUAUAACUUUCAUGCUUUAGAACUUCUCCAUAGAAAGAAUAUGCUUAGAGAUUUGCCACUCGUGACCUUACAAAAAUAG